Molecule: messenger RNA, 1384 nt
Organism: Salvia splendens (bonfire salvia)
Lineage: Eukaryota; Viridiplantae; Streptophyta; Magnoliopsida; Lamiales; Lamiaceae
Product: putative late blight resistance protein homolog R1A-10
Exons: 2
Coding region: 160-1260 (366 amino acids)
Biological process (GO): defense response to other organism
Molecular function (GO): ADP binding
Source: RefSeq, a predicted model, not a curated record
GCAGGGGAUCCUAUCCCGUGAUUUUCACUAGUUCAUCAACGAUAAGUUUUCUUCAUUUCAGCCAUCCACAACCACUCUCUUCCUCCCCCCCUCUCUUUAUCUCGCUCUAAACCAAAAACACAAAAGAGCAAACCAAGCUCCGGCCCUCGCCCAGCGAGUAUGGCAGCUUAUGCCGCUCUUGCUCAAACUACAACUCUUGAUACAAAUCAUGCCAUAUCUCACUUCUCUAUCGCUGCAAAGGAAAAAAUUAGAUCCAUCCACGAGUAUGCAAUCAUCUUGCUUACCUUCCUCGAGGAUUAUCCACAGAAGGCCAACCGUUGGGAAGGCAAGUUGAGGGACGUUGCUCAUGACACCGAAGAAUUUAUGGGUGGCAUUGGUAAGACCACUCUGGCUAGAACAGUUUAUGACGAUCCAUUAAUCAUGUAUCAUUUUGAUUUUCGUGUUUGGCUUACAAUAUCACAAGAUUACAAUGCAUGGAAAGUUCUGUUAGGGCUUGUAGAUUCGAUGAAAUUAAUAGUAGAACAAAUGUCUACAAUUGAGAUGGAUGAUGUUUCAAUUCUGAAAGAGAGAGUGUAUAAAACCUUGAAGAGUAGGAGGUAUCUCGUGGUAAUGGAUGAUGUGUGGAGCACAAAGGCUUGGGAUGAUGUAAGGAAUGUAUUUCCGAAUGAUGGUAAUGGAAGUCGAAUCAUGUUAACAACAAGGCUAGCGGAUCUAGCAGUUUAUCCUAGUCCUGCUAGUGCUCCUCAUGAGAUGAGAUUCCUGAAUGAUUCUCAAAGUUGGGAUUUGCUUAAGGGAAAGGUGUUUGCAAACAGCAAUUUCCCACCUGAACUGGAAGAUGUUGGGAAAAAGAUUGCGAGAAGUUGUGGAGGACUACCCCUUGCUGUUGUCUUGGUUGCUGGAUUCCUGUCUGAAGUUAAUAAGAUUCCAUCUUCUUGGGAGGAAAUUUCUGAAAAUGUGAAUCCAAUUGUUGGUCAAGAGUUGGAGGGGAUACUAUCUUUGAGUUAUGCGCACUUGCCUCAUCAUUUAAAGCCGUGUUUUCUUUUUAUGGCAGUGUUUCCUGAAGAUGAAAUUAUUCGUGCUUCAAGGCUUAUUAGAUUAUGGUUAGCUGAGGGCCUCUUGAAGCAUCAAAGUCGAUGCAGUAAAGGCUUAGAAGAGGAGGCAGAGGAGUAUUUGGAGGAUCUAGUCAAGAGAAAUCUUGUAAUUGUGUCUGGUAUAAAGAGUGAUGGGAAAAUCAAGUGUUGCAGCCUCCAUAUUGUAUGACGCUAUGAUUUUGGUUGACAUAAUUGUUUGGAGCUUCAUCCUUGUUGGAGCACUCAAUCUUUAUAAGCUUCAUCCUCUUGGAUUUCUUUAUUAGUAAUUGUACUUUUUUCCAUUUGGAACUCCC